CAGACCCUCCCAUAAUCAGACCAAAACAUCCACCUCUCUCUCUCUCCCCUCCCAAUUCCCCACUUAUCGCAUCGCCAUAGACGUAUGGCAUAUCCUAUACAUGACUGAUCAUAUUUCCUUCUUAUUCUAGAACUCUCACACACACCUUCUCGCUUUGGAUUCAGCUGCAAAUAUAUAUACAAUCACUUACAAAAAUUACAUGCAUCGGAACCUUUUUUUAUUACAACACCUAGAAGGCAAUACCAAAAUCUUCUGAGAGAUUAUUCGUGUUAUUUCUCGCUUCUACUUCUGGUUUUAUCCCAUGGUUUCUGGCUUCCAAACAUGCCCUCUAGUCCAGACUUCCAGUUUUCAUUCUCAAGGUGGUUUGGAUCCGGAAUAUUCCGGCGACGGACAGUUCCACAGGAAAAUAGCGACUCCAUUGACGACUCUCCAACUUUGAACACCGUUGAGUGUUACGCAUGUACAGAAGCUGGAGCACCUGUUUUUCACUCCACUUGUUGCGACAGAGCAAACCAGCCCGAAUGGGAAGCCUCAGCCGGUUCAUCGCUAAUUCCGAUUCAAUACCGGUCCGGUCCAACAACCGACGAGAACCGGUCUACCUGCAAUCGGCGACCUUCGGGACCAUUUGGCCGGGUUUUGGACCCUCGGACCAAGAAGGUGCAGAGAUGGAACAGAACUCUGUUACUGGCACGUGGCAUGGCCUUGGCCGUUGAUCCUCUGUUCUUCUAUUCCCUAUCCAUCGGUCGCAGUGGCUCGCCUUGUUUGUACAUGGACGGUGGAUUGGCGGCGAUCGUGACGGUGCUUCGCACGUGUCUAGACGGAGUUCACCUCUGCCACUUGUGGCUUCAGUUCCGGUUGGCGUACGUGUCGAGAGAGUCGUUGGUGGUUGGGUGUGGGAAGCUCGUGUGGGACCCACGUGCCAUUGCUUCUCACUACGGCCGGUCACUUAAGGGGUUCUGGUUCGACGCUUUCGUGAUACUCCCGGUCCCCCAGGCUGUAUUUUGGUUAGUGGUACCAAGAUUGAUCAGACAAGAAGAGAUAAAGCUCAUUAUGACCAUACUUCUGCUAAUCUUCUUGUUCCAGUUCCUCCCCAAGGUCUACCAUUGCAUAUCCCUAAUGAGAAGAAUGCAGAAGGUUACAGGUUACAUAUUCGGCACCAUUUGGUGGGGUUUUAGCCUUAAUCUCAUUGCCUACUUCAUUGCCUCUCACGUUGCUGGGGGAUGCUGGUAUGUCCUUGCGAUACAACGUGUAGCCUCAUGCCUCAGGGAGCGCUGCGACAGAAAAAACACAUGUAGUUUGUCUUUGGCGUGCUCGGAAGAGGUUUGUUACCAGUUUCUGUUACCAGCAGACACUAUAGGGAAUCCAUGUGGUGGGAACUCAACAAUUACUGUCAGAAAGCCAUUGUGCUUAGAUAUGAAUGGAACAUUUCGUUAUGGGAUCUACAAAUGGGCUCUCCCAGUCAUAACUAGCAACUUGAUCAGGGUUAAGAUCCUUUAUCCCAUAUUCUGGGGUUUAUUUACUCUCAGCACUUUUGGCAAUGACCUGGAACCAACAAGUAACUGGUUAGAGGUGAUCUUCAGUAUAUGCAUUGUGCUUAGUGGCUUGAUGCUCUUUACUCUGUUGAUUGGGAACAUUCAGGUAUUUUUGCAUGCUGUUAUGGCGAAGAAGAGAAAAAUGCAACUAAGGUGUCGAGAUAUGGAAUGGUGGAUGAGGCGGAGACAAUUGCCAUCUCAACUGAGACAAAGAGUUCGCCAUUUUGAACGCCAAAGAUGGGCAGCCAUGGGAGGAGAAGAUGAAAUGGAAAUGAUUAAAGACUUGCCACAAGGGCUUCGACGAGAAAUUAAGCGCUUUCUUUGCCUAGACCUCAUAAAAAAGGUACCUCUGUUUCACAGUCUGGAUGAUCUUAUCCUUGACAACAUCUGUGACCGUGUUAAGCCACUGGUCUUCUCCCGAGAUGAGAAGAUCGUUAGAGAAGGAGACCCUGUUCAGAGGAUUGUGUUCAUCGUUCGUGGGUGUGUAAUAAGUAGUCAAAAAUUAAGCAAAGGCAUGGUAGCCACAAACAUUUUAAAACCCGGAGGCUUUUUGGGUGAUGAACUUCUUUCAUGGGGCCUUCGCCGCCCAUUCAUAGACAGACUUCCAGCCUCAUCUGCAACAUUUACUUGUGUUGAAUCAACAGAAGCAUAUGGCCUCGAUGUUGAACAUGUUCGAUACAUCACUGAUCACUUCCGCUACAAAUUUGCUAACGAGAAGCUUAAGCGAACAGCGCGAUAUUAUUCAUCCAACUGGAGAACAUGGGCAGCCGUGAAUAUACAGUUGGCUUGGCGACGGUACAUUCGGAGGACUAAGCUUCUGGUGGAUCAUGAGAUGGAGAAUGGUGGCAGUACUGAGCAUCGGCUUCGGCAGUAUGCUGCAAUGUUCCUGUCUCUCAGGCCACAUGACCACCUUGAAUAAGAACCUACUGGGACCUUAAUGUGGCAAAAAUGGGAACUGAUUUUGAUAUGAUUUUUCAGCUUUUGAUUUGAAGGUGGACACAGACAGGUAUUUCUAUUAAAUGAGCUCAAUGGCACACGAUUUGUAUCAUUGUAUGAAGAACAACUUAUCCGUUGUGUUGUAUAUGAUUUUGUGAUGGUAUUUCUUUAGCCAACACUAUGAAC
Ilex paraguariensis (yerba mate) is the source of this 2654-nucleotide messenger RNA. Lineage: Eukaryota; Viridiplantae; Streptophyta; Magnoliopsida; Aquifoliales; Aquifoliaceae. The record is from the annotation of a GenBank genome assembly.